Messenger RNA from Coregonus clupeaformis (lake whitefish), 801 nucleotides. RefSeq names its product myelin basic protein. The record is from RefSeq and is a predicted model, not a curated record. Lineage: Eukaryota; Metazoa; Chordata; Actinopteri; Salmoniformes; Salmonidae. The coding region runs from base 364 to 801 and encodes 145 amino acids. The transcript has 4 exons. Gene Ontology annotation, molecular function: structural constituent of myelin sheath.
AGAGUUUAUUCACAAACUGUCAAGGACAGCAAUCACUCUAUCACAUACUUUGAACGAACGUGUUUCGUGACACAGAUAUUACGAUAACGAGUGCGUGCGUGUAAGGGCAUGCUCUGCUCUUUUACCGACAUUUCUUUGCCGAGUAUCAACAUUCUGCCCCACCCCGAAGAAACAACCAUCACUGUACCUAAAACAGGAAGCAACGAGACAUACAUUUUUACGAAGACAGUCUGUGAAAACAACGUCAAACCGUGGAAAAAAAUCGUUAUUGACCACGAGAAGAAAAUCUUCACGUCCAAAUCACAGCCUCUUAUUGUGGAUGCAUUUGAUUCAAUCUAAACGGAGAAGGUCUCUGUUGACAACAUGGGACAGCAUCUAGGAAAACGGGAGCCACAGCUGGAGAGCAAGCCUUUGUCACCAGAACCAGAAGCAGAACAGACUAUAGAACCAGCACCCAUUGGUGAGACCAUGACAGAACCCGAAUCACAAGACGAGGUCUUUGGCCUGGAUGAGGCAGAUGUGAACCCGAACAAUGGCUGCCCCUCUGAGAAGGCGGCGGCGGUGACUGACUCCACGGGCGCUGAGGGGCCCAGCAGCUCCUGGAACGAAGCCAGCACAGCUGAUGCUGACGAUAGCGCCGUGCCACGCCCCCACCUGGUCCGCCUCUUCUCCCGAGAUGCCCCGGGCCGCGAGGACAACACCUUCAAAGACCGCCCUUCUGAAUCGGAUGAGCUACAGACCAUCCAAGAGCACAGCGGAGCGGGAUCAGAGUGUGGUUCAGAGGAUCAGGAUCUAGACUAA